AUGCCGCGUGAUUUGGCGAUGGAAACCCAGGACAGCCUCGAUAUCUCGUGGUUGCAACGCGUCGCGCUAGGCCUAGAGCAGGACCCAUCCCAGCCGCGCCUCGUAGCGCCUGCACUACCCGAGAAUAUUCCCCAGACCACUCCUCGUCGUUCAUUCCAGGAGGCCCGCCACUUUUCUGAUGGUGACGCAUUGUCCACCACUCCAGGGUUGCCCUCCAACUUCUUACCCGACCACAUCCACCCUUCAGUCUCUGGACUGCACCGGCAUGACGCAAGCCUAAUGGUCCCUCCCAACGUUGGCGGCCGGCACGAAGCAGGCUCCGAAUCACAAGCCAAAAUGAGCAGCGGCGAGACUGCCCCUGGAGACACUCAGGUGGUCUCGCAGUCCGUCUUUGACAGCAUAAUUCAGAACAAUACCUCCUCCGUACAUUCGCACUUUUCGCAGGCGGGUGCGGGUGGUGACACGAUGAUGACCUUGCACAAGGGAGAGAGUGGCCAUAUCGACCUCCUGUCCCAGUUUGAGUCGGCACCCAAUCCGACCCAUCUUUCACAGGAUCACGACGACCACAGCAGUUCUGCCCCGAGCCAGUCUUCUCCGCUCGCCUACCAGCCCGAUCUCUUUCCGGAAUCCCAGCGCUUCUUGACAACGCCCGGGACGACAACGAAGAUCCCCACAAAGGGUGCGCCAAUAGAAACACCAAGCCUACCACGCAAUAAUCCGCUAGCCGGUGAUAUCCAGUCAAGCGGCGGUCUCUUAGGUCUGAGUCAACUGUUCAAAGCCACCCAAGCCCCGUCAUCUCCACUAGUCCAUGGUCAACAACCGGAGCUCGCGUCGGAUCGUCCGUCGCCCAACAUCCCAAUUCAUCAGCCUCGCCUCGCCGCGGGAAUCUCAUCGCCCUCGAGAGGCUUGCCGGUUGAUUUCAUGAGAGAGUCUUCAGAGCCGAAUCUCAACUACAUUUCCAUGAAAGAGUCCCAGACAAAUCGAGAGAGGGUCCACAGCGAGCGAAUGACCCGAUCAGCCGAUGAUAUGCCCUCGGAAGACCACAGCGACAUCGAGUUCUUCAAAGAGUCUAGCUUUGUGGAACGUGCACGCCGUCAACGGAGAAUUGAGGAGGAAGCUGCUGCACAAUUUGCCGGCCUGACUGCGCCUGCCAGGACCUCCCCGACUAUGCCCCUUCCGCAUUCCGAUCUGACUCAUUCUGGUUCGCCUGAACACUCCGUGCAGGAGCCGCAGGAUGUCGACAUGAUGCUGCAGACUGGCGUCAGUGAAGAGGAAACAGAACACGAAGAUGUGGAUCAGCAAGUCCCCCGGUCACAGGAGUAUCCUCAUUCUUCAACUGAGGAGGACAAGGAAAACUACAACGGUCCUCCCGUCUCCGUCGCCGCAACUUCUAGUGCACAUGACCGGCUUUCGCAGGUCCUGCAUGGGACACAAGAUCCGUUCGACGCUCACGACGAUGGACCAUUUGAAAUGAUCAACCCGCCAUCACAAAUCAUGGUCAUGGACUCCCAGCUAUCACCGCAACCCUCGCCAGACCGGAUAGCCCACGAGGGUGAUGAGGAAAUGCCCGAUGCGCAGCCACAACCUGGCCGUGAAGUAGAAAUCGGCCCUUCUUCAGAUAUUCAUAAAAUUUCGCCUGUUCGACGCUCUGUACGAUCUUCGCCUCCUUACUCACAGCGUGAAGGAGAACCAUCUCGAGGGCACACUCCCUCACAGUCACAUGGCUCAGCUGUAUCAACGGGGCACUCGCCCAACGUGCCGGUGCCGGCCACCCACGAUCCGUCUUCUUACGAAAGCAGACAACAAUCCGAAGAGCAACGGGAGCAAACAGUCUUCUAUGCCGUCCCGAGUGAUCGAAACGCCUGUUCAUCUCCCCCGAAAUCUUCGCGCGACUUGGCCCGCUUGACAAGCAUUCCCGAAACCAGUCCCAGCCACUCCCAAAAUCAUGAAUGGGAAGAGGGCUCUAACGGCGAUGGAAUGAAUGUUGAGGAUGAUGACCUUCCUCCUAUGUUCCCUGUCAGCGAGCACGUUCGAAGCAUCCAGCCUCGACCAUCUGGAACCAGAACGCGGUCUUCACCCUUGAAGAAAUCUCCUCUGAAAAGCAUCAUUCUGUCCAGUCCCAGUGGAAGGCAACGGAGAAGACUGACAGAGAUAGCCAGUGAUGCUUCCCCUCAAGUUGGGCCUGGAUUUUUCGACAUGGGCAUUGGAAUCUUCACAAAUGAGGAUCAAGAAUUUCGUGAUUUAAUCGAAAGCUCUCCAACUCAGCCUAGGAAAAAGCGCCGUGGCAACAACGGCCAGGCCUAUCAUGAACCUGAGCCUGUUAUCCCCGUCACCCCUCGCCUUGUACCUCCUAAGACUGUCACGCCCCUUCGGCGACAAUCUACACAAGAGCCUGAAACCGAGGAACCAAUCCACAUACCCGAGACUACUGUUCGUAGGCAACCAAAGCCACGGCCUCAGCGAUCCGAAAAUGUCUGGGAAGUCGAGUCUCCGCAACAAUUCAUUCGCCGACGGGCUAGAGGCAAACCCUUGUCUGCACCACGUCCAUUACAAGAAAAACAACCCCCAGCACAGAAACCUGCAGCGUCAACGCCUGUGCGGCCCGCUCUUCCUCCUGACCCUCAAUUCUCUGUAUUAUCUGAACUCACGGAACUGGAUUCGGAUGAGAUGGCUGAAGUAGAGCGCUCUGUCAUGAGUCGGGUUCCUCGUACACCGAGAGGCAGGAGACUUUUCUUCGAUGCCACUCCAGUUGCUCCUCGCCAAAUUCUGGCACCGUGGAGUGGCCUACAACGGGCAUACUACCCUGCAGUCUGUCUUGGUACACCUCUGGGUGUCUCACAAGACAAAUAUCUGGUCAAAUUUGAGGAUAGUGAUCCUGUUGAGGUUCCCAAGGGUGCUGUGAAACGAUUUGAUCUUCGCGAGGGAGAUGCCGUCAAAGUCGACCUGCCUAACAUUCCAAAGGUCACUCACAUAAUCCGUGGGUUCGAUCACAAGCUCACCAAAGAGGAAAUUCUCGAAGCGCCGGCCGACUUCCCGCCUCUAACCGAUAUUCAUGGACAUUCCACUGUUAUACUCGGGCCCAAACAGCGCAAGAGUCUUCCCGGCGGAGGCCUAAACAGCACUGAGAACGUGAUCAAGGUGCCCAUUUCACGGAUUUAUUUUGAUAUGAUUCUAUGGAACAACCUCAAGGAUCGAGCAUUCACAUAUCAGCCAGAGAUCGUCCCGCAAGAAAACAAGCCCACUACGCCCUCGGAGAAGAGAACCUCGGCCGGUCCUUCCCCAAACAGCCGAUUUUCACGCAGCUCUCAUUACUCCAGCGGUAUCUUUGCCGGGAUGGCGUUUGCCGUCUCUUACAAGGAGGACGAGAGUACCAAGAACCACGUCACCAAGUUGAUCCUGGACAAUGGCGGAAUUCUUCUGCAUGAGGGAUUCACAGAAUUGUUCGAAACUUCGUCCAUUACUGCCCCUGCUACUCCGACCAAAGCGUCAGCGAGAGAUGCAGAAACCCGCAGUGGUGGACUACGUCUUACCGCCAGUGCCCAGGAGGUAGGAUUCGCCUGUUUAAUUGCCGAUACACACUCCCGUCGUGAAAAGUACAUGCAGGCACUGGCAUUGAACCUUCCCUGUCUUUCAGGGCGCUGGGUCCAAGACUGCGUUGCCAAAGGGCGCGUCCUCGAUUGGGAUAUCUACCUUCUCCCUGCUGGAGAGUCCAUGUACCUCAACGGAGUCACCAAAUCACGAAUUCUGAUCCCGACACCACCAGACACUGCCUGUCUAUCUGAGACGAUAGCAUCACGACCCAGACUCCUCGAUGGUCACUCCGUCAUUCUGGUCAUGGGCCGAGGCAAGGCGGAAGAAAAAAGGAGAGCGUACAUCUUUCUCACAUUUGCCCUGGGUGCCUCCCGCGUUGAACGCGUCCCGGAUCUGGACACCGCCAGAGCUAUGCUUGAAUCUCAGGCCGAGGCAGGCAUACCUUCCACCUGGGACUGGAUCUAUGUCGAUGACGCCGACCAGGCCGCUGCAAAGACCAUGCUCGCGGCGCCCAAGUCCAGGACGAGGAAUCUGCGAAUCGUCCAUGGAAGUGGGGGGCGGAAACGGAGGAAGUCGGAAGUGCUCGCUGUUGCAGCGGACGGUGAUGCUUUGUGCAAUGCUAAAGUGGUUGGCAAUGAGUUCGUCUGCCAGAGUUUGAUUUUGGGUCGGUUGUUUGAUGAAUGA
Messenger RNA from Penicillium riverlandense, 4215 nucleotides. RefSeq names its product chromatin-binding protein RAD9. Gene Ontology annotation, biological process: positive regulation of transcription by RNA polymerase II; DNA damage checkpoint signaling. The coding region runs from base 1 to 4215 and encodes 1404 amino acids. Gene Ontology annotation, cellular component: nucleus. Gene Ontology annotation, molecular function: histone binding. NCBI's taxonomy places the organism in Eukaryota, Fungi, Ascomycota, Eurotiomycetes, Eurotiales, Aspergillaceae. The transcript has 3 exons. The record is from RefSeq and is a predicted model, not a curated record.